Balaenoptera musculus (blue whale) is the source of this 1107-nucleotide messenger RNA. RefSeq names its product protein lin-9 homolog. Gene Ontology annotation, cellular component: nucleoplasm; transcription repressor complex. Gene Ontology annotation, molecular function: DNA binding. Gene Ontology annotation, biological process: regulation of transcription by RNA polymerase II; regulation of cell cycle; DNA-templated transcription. The record is from RefSeq and is a predicted model, not a curated record. NCBI's taxonomy places the organism in Eukaryota, Metazoa, Chordata, Mammalia, Artiodactyla, Balaenopteridae.
CACAAUGCACCACGGCGGGCAGCCUUUGAAAAAGCGGCGCGGCUCGUUCAAGAUGGCGGAGCUCGAUCAGUUGCCUGACGAGAGCUCUUCAGCGAAAGCCCUUGUCAGUUUAAAAAACGGAAGCUUAUCUAACACAUGGAAUGAAAAGUACAGCUCUUUACAAAAAACACCUGUUUGGAAAGGCAGGAAUACAGGCUCUGCUGUGGAAAUGCCUUUCAGAAAUUCAAAACGACGUCGGCUCUUUUCUGAUGAAGACGAAAUAAAUACAAGGUCACCUAAAAGAAAUCAGAGGGUGGCAAUGGUUCCACAGAAAUUUACAGCAACAAUGUCAACACCAGAUAAGAAGGCCUCACAGAAGAUUGGUUUUCGAUUACGUAACUUACUCAAGCUUCCCAAAGCACAUAAGUGGUGCAUAUAUGAGUGGUUCUACUCAAAUAUAGAUAAACCACUUUUUGAAGGCGACAAUGACUUCUGUGUGUGUCUAAAGGAAUCUUUUCCUAAUUUGAAAACAAGAAAGUUAACAAGAGUAGAAUGGGGAAAAAUCAGGCGGCUUAUGGGGAAACCACGGAGAUGUUCUUCUGCAUUUUUUGAGGAAGAGAGAUCAGCAUUAAAACAGAAACGGCAGAAAAUAAGGCUCUUACAACAAAGGAAAGUUGCGGAUGUUUCACAGUUCAAAGAUCUCCCAGACGAAAUUCCUUUGCCCCUGGUUAUUGGAACCAAAGUUACAGCACGAUUACGUGGUGUUCAUGAUGGUCUGUUCACUGGACAGAUAGAUGCUGUGGAUACUCUUAAUGCUACUUAUAGAGUAACUUUUGAUAGGGCAGGGCUUGGAACUCAUACUAUCCCUGACUAUGAAGUUCUUAGUAAUGAGCCUCAUGAGACGAUGCCUAUUGCUGCCUUUGGACAAAAACAGCGACCUUCUCGAUUUUUUAUGACUCCACCACGGUUACAUUAUACUCCUCCUCUCCAUUUUUUGGUUUCUGGUUUUUUAAGGAAAACCCUGCCUAAGAUGUUAAUCUUGUAAAAAGUGUGUAUUUGGAAUUUUCUCUGUUUUAAUAUAGAAUAUUAUAAAGUCAAAAUAAAAUAAAUUGUUUUUAGAUUUGGAGU